AUGGAUGAAGAUGGUCCUUUUUCUGUUGUAGGAACCGUAGGAGCAGUUGGACCGGCAACGCCAUAUUUGGAGCUAGGAAUAUUAGGAUUUGGAGUAGGAGUGGAAGAGUGCCCGGAAUACCCGGUGUAUCUUCGUUGUGGGCGCAAAAAAAAUUCAGCUUCCAAUGCGAGGCAAGAUGCAUCUUCCAAAAUAUGCGAACGGAGCCAACAGACUUCAUGCUUCAUAUCGUCACGAAGACCAUGGAUAAAGCAAGACAAUGAUGUCGGGUUCUUCACGAAACCCUACACGUAUCUUGUGUUCAAUAAAACGAGCGGGGAAUUCAGUAACGGUCAAACUUCCUUGUGA
This is a messenger RNA of Prunus armeniaca (apricot), 345 nucleotides long. NCBI's taxonomy places the organism in Eukaryota, Viridiplantae, Streptophyta, Magnoliopsida, Rosales, Rosaceae. The record is from the annotation of a GenBank genome assembly.